Diversispora eburnea is the source of this 3642-nucleotide messenger RNA. The record is from the annotation of a GenBank genome assembly. NCBI's taxonomy places the organism in Eukaryota, Fungi, Glomeromycota, Glomeromycetes, Diversisporales, Diversisporaceae.
AUGACGUGUUAUGAUCCAGAAGGACAAAUCGUUGAGUGGGGUAACGGAGACCUUAACAGGAUUUUUAAAUUAUCAAAAAAGUACGAUAACUUGCAAAGUGACAAAGAUCAAGCUCUCGGAACUUGGUCAAUGAAUGCCAUCAUCAAUUGGCUCGCUGGUUAUGCAAGAGUUGAGGUCAUACUGUUACCAAAAAUUCAAAUCUCCAAACAUGGUCUUGAAGAACAAGAGAAAGAUCAGGUCAAAGAUAGCACGGAUGGUGCUCACAUGGUCACAUUUCAGAGUAAUAGUUUAAAAGUAAUGGAGGGACAAUAUCAAUUUAUCAACGGAUUAGAAGAACUUCUUAACCAAUUAGUGCUCGGUGACACAGAUACCGCGAGAAUAAGAACAGCAACAUCUACUUUGAAUAAUAAUUUUUAUAGUAUUCAAGAAUGUGUUCCUGCUCUUGUGCAUAUAUUAUCAAGUUCAGAAAAGUGGCAGGUACGACAACUUGCAGCAGUUGAAUUAAAAAAGCGAUCAUCGAAAUGGUGGUCAAAACUUGAUGCCAACCAAAAUUUAUAUGUAAAAAACCAAUUACUUCAAGUUAUAUUGCAAGAACCAGAAAAUCUUGUUCGUCAUGCUACAGCACGGGUUAUUUCAGCUAUUGGUAAAAUUGAAUUGCCAUCUGGUAGUUGGAAUGAAUUAUUUCAAUUUUUAUAUCAAUGUUGUCAAAGUCCACUUGCUAUCCAACGAGAGAUUGGAAUAUUUAUAGUUUUCUCAUUAUUGGAAGUAACCGAAGUAUUUGUGGAUAAUCUUCGACAACUUUUACAAAUGUUUGCAGUUGCUUUAAAUGAUCCAGAAAGUAAAAAUGUUCGCGUCACCACGUUACAGGCUUUGGGAAAAGUAGCAGAAUUUAUUGAACAAAUGUUUCGAGAUAUGAUUCCAAGCAUGAUUAAUGUUCUUCAACAAUGUUUAAAUGAUGGUGAUAAUGAUUCCGUCAUUAAAGGUUUUGAAUUGAUUGAUUCAUUGUUACUUGUGGAUACACCACUUAUUUCUCAUCAUUUUCCACAACUAAUUGAAUUUGUUUUGGCUGUUGCAAGUCAACCUAAUUAUGAUGAAUCUAUUCGUGUGAUGGCUUUACAAUUUUUAAUUUUGGCAAAAGUUCAAAGAUUAAAACUUAUUGGUCCUAUUAUUCAACAUUUAAUGCCCAUUGGUACAGAAAAUGAUCCUGAAGACAUGGAUGAAGAAUCUCCUUCACGGAUGGCAUUUAGAGUAAUAAAUACUUUAUCCACAAAAUUACCACCUCAACAAAUCUUUCCUAUUGUUAUGGAUUAUGUUACUGCGUAUACUCAAAACCCAGAUCCAAGAUAUAGAAAAGCCGGAAUGAUGGCAUUUGCUGUCCUUAUUGAAGGAUGUGCCGAUUACAUGACUCCAAAAUUUGAUGAAUUAUUUCUUCUUGUUUGCAAUGGAUUACGUGAUCCUGAAGUUAUUGUGCGUAGGGGAUCAUGUAUAGCAUUAGGAUAUGAACUUGAUCAUAAAGUAGCAUCUAAACAUGCAAUUUUAUUACCAUUAAUAUUCGAAUUAAUGAAUGAAACAAAUAAUGAAAUUCUAAAACAAGCUUGUAAUGCACUUGACUCUAUAUUGGAAGGAUUAAAUGAUGAAAUUCUUCAAUAUCUUCCAACAUUAAUGGAAAAAUUAAUUAUUUUAUUGGAUAAUGGAGUUAAUGAAUUAAAAGCAACUGUCGCCGCUGCUAUUGGAAGUGCUGCUCAUGCAUCUGGAGAGGGAUUCAAAUCUUAUUUUCCUCAAGUAAUAAGUAGAUUAAAAAUCUUAAUGACAUUAAGUCAAACAAAUGAAAAUUUGCUUUUACGUGGUAUAGCUAUUGAUACUGUUGGUGCUAUUGCUGAAUCUGUUGCAUUAGAAAGUUGUCUUAUGGAUUCUGCUCGACUUCGUGAAUGUAGUUAUUGCUUAUUUGCAGUUUUCUCUCGAAUAUUUAAAGAAGAAUUUUCUCCGUAUUUAAGCACGAUUGUACCUCAAUUAAUAAAAAGUUGUCAAAUGGAAGAGAACGAUUUAUUUAAAAAUUUAUCAUCAGAUAUAGAUAUCGAAGAAGAUGAUGAUGAAAAUGGGACAAUUACUAUUAAUUCCGCUAUCGUUGAUGAAAAAGAAGUAGCUUCUGAUGCAAUAGGAGAAAUAUUUGAAAAUACUCGCUCCCAUUUUCUUCCUUAUGUGGAUUCUUCUCUUCAAGAAUUAAUAAAAUUAUCCAAUUAUCAUUCCGAAUCUGUAAGAAAAACUGCAGUUGGCUCUUUAAUUCGAUUUUUAAUUACUUUUUAUAGCAUGUCCAACCCUGUUCAAUGGGAACCUGGCUUAAAUUUGAAAGUUCCGUUACAUGAAAAUGUGGCAAAUAUGGUAAAAGUAGUUAUGCCUACAAUUUUAACUAUUUGGGGGGAUGAAGAAUGCAAAAAAGCUCUUUGUCAAGAAGAUAAUGGAGAUGAUGAAGGGUUAUUGGAUGAUGAAGAGGAAGCUGAAUGUGAUGCCCUCCUAAUAAAUAGUACAUCAGAUCUGGUAGCUGCCAUGGCUUCCGUAAUGGGAGUAGAUUUUGUUCCUUUCUUUAAAGAAUAUUUACCAUAUAUAACUAAAUAUUAUAAAAAAUCUAAACCAAUAGCUGAUAGAUCAAUGGCUAUAGGAUGUUUAGGUGAAUCUACUGCUGGAUUGAAAUCCGGCAUAUCUGAAUUUACAGAACAACUUUUACCUUUAUAUCUUAAAGCAUUAAAUGAUGAAGAGGAAGAAGUUAGAAGUAAUGCUGCUUAUGCAAUUGGACUUCUUUGCCAAUAUACAAAUGUUGAUAUUAGCAGUCAAUCAGCACUCAAUGUAACAGAUAAUGCAUGUGGUGCAGCAUUAAAUCAUAUUCCUGAAUUAUUGAAUAUAUUUGCUCAAGUUCUUUCGUCAGAUGAUCAACUCAAAGAACCAACAAAAUUAGAAUUAAUUGAACUUAUUAAAGCCCUUAAUCAACAAUUUCCUGAUUUGGUAGCAAAUUCCCCUUUAGCUUUAAUAAUGCAUUUAGAACAAAUAGUUAAACUUAAGCAGGAGAAAGAUAAUUGUGAUGAAUUUGGAGAACUUCAGCCAUAUGUCGAGGAUACAACUAAUCGUUUAUUUAAAUAUAGCAUCCUUUCAACAUUGCAUCUCCUGUGUACUUACACGUUUAUUGGUGGAAAAAUUCAAUCAAUUUCCUUGAAAGAUACUAAGGAAAUAGUAAGACUUGGUUUAACUUCUGAUGGAUGUGAAAUUCUUUCUAAAGAAUUCAUAAAUUAUGUCAAAGUUCUGAAUGAACUUGAAAAAAUGUAUAGUUUUACAACUUUCACCUCGUUUGAAUGUAAUCAAUACUGCACUGCUUUGAAAUCCAAAAAUUUAAAUUCACCAAUGGUGGCCCUGUGCUGUGAUAUUAUUCAACAGAAUUACUUUUCAGAAUUAGAAAUGGCAAAUAUGAUUGAAUUCUUUCUUUCAGCUUCUACUGCACUACUUAACACGAAAAUAGAACUUUUACAACUUAUUUCAGAAAUAGCCCUUCUAAAAGUGUUUGUUGCUAAAAUUAAAGUUAGAACAAUAACUGCACCACCACCAGUUGCAAGCCCAAUCACUAAAGAUUUAGAUGAUGAUUUUUGGAUUGGAUAA